CUGUGCGCGUGCGCGCCGGGCGGACAAUAAAACAAAUGAAAUACAUCUUGGUAACAGGAGGUGUUAUCUCUGGGAUUGGGAAAGGGAUCAUUGCCAGCAGCGUUGGGACGAUUCUCAAAUCAUGUGGAUUGCAUGUCACGUCCAUUAAAAUUGACCCCUACAUUAACAUUGAUGCUGGGACCUUCUCUCCUUACGAGCAUGGUGAGGUGUUUGUGUUGGAUGAUGGAGGGGAAGUUGAUCUGGACCUUGGGAACUAUGAACGCUUUCUCGAUAUCCGUCUCACCAAAGACAAUAAUCUGACGACAGGGAAAAUCUAUCAAUAUGUCAUCAACAAAGAAAGGAAAGGAGAUUAUCUGGGCAAAACAGUCCAAGUUGUGCCCCACAUUACGGAUGCAAUUCAGGAGUGGGUAAUGAGGCAGGCUCGAAUCCCUGUCGACGAAGAUGGUGUAGAACCUCAAGUCUGCGUGAUUGAGCUUGGAGGAACAGUAGGAGACAUCGAAAGCAUGCCCUUCAUUGAGGCGUUCCGCCAGUUCCAGUUCAAAGUCAGGCGAGAGAACUUCUGUAAUAUUCACGUCAGUCUGGUACCCCAGCCGAGUUCUACAGGAGAACAGAAGACGAAACCCACGCAAAAUAGCGUCCGUGAACUCCGGGGUCUUGGUCUUUCACCAGAUCUGAUUGUCUGCAGGUGUUCCACUCCUCUAGACACCUCAGUAAAGGAAAAAAUUUCCAUGUUUUGUCAUGUAGAACCAGAGCAGGUCAUUUGCGUUCAUGAUGUAUCUUCCAUUUAUCGAGUGCCCCUGUUGCUAGAGGAGCAAGGGGUGGUUGAUUACUUUCGGAACAGACUCGACCUUCCUAUUGAGAGGCAGCCUAGGAAAAUGCUCAUGAAGUGGAAGGAGAUGGCAGAUAGGUACGAUCGUUUGUUGGAGACCUGCUCUGUUGCUCUUGUUGGCAAAUAUACCAAGUUCUCCGAUUCUUAUGCCUCUGUCAUUAAAGCUUUGGAACAUUCUGCCUUGGCUAUCAAUCACAAGCUUGAGAUCAAGUACAUUGAUUCUGCUGACUUGGAACCGGCUACGCUGCAAGAGGAGCCAGUUCGAUACCAUGAGGCCUGGCAGAAACUCUGCAGUGCUGACGGAGUCCUGGUUCCAGGGGGGUUUGGUGUUCGAGGGACAGAAGGGAAGAUACAAGCUAUUUCUUGGGCAAGAAAACAGAAGAAACCAUUCUUAGGGGUCUGUUUGGGAAUGCAGCUAGCAGUUGUGGAGUUUGCACGCAACAUCCUGGGUUGGCAAGAUGCCAACUCUACAGAAUUUGACCCCAAGACUACGCAUCCAGUGGUCAUAGACAUGCCGGAACAUAAUCCUGGUCAAAUGGGCGGAACCAUGAGGCUUGGCAAAAGGAGAACAAUCUUCCAGACAAAGAAUUCAGUCAUGAGGAAACUAUAUGGCGACAGUGACUAUCUAGAAGAAAGGCACAGGCACAGAUUUGAGGUAAAUCCAGAGUUGAAGAAUGCCUUUGAAGAAAAAGGUAUGAAGUUUGUGGGCCAGGAUGUAGAAGGAGAGCGAAUGGAAGUGGUUGAGCUGGAAGAGCAUCCAUUUUUCGUUGGCGUUCAGUAUCAUCCAGAGUUCCUUUCCAGACCCAUCAAGCCCUCUCCUCCGUAUUUUGGCCUCCUCCUAGCUUCUGCAGGGAGGCUUGCACAUUACCUGCAGAAAGGUUGCAGGCUCUCCCCCAGAGAUACGUACAGUGACCGAAGUGGAAGCAGUUCUCCGGACUCCGAGAUCACGGAAUUGAAGUUCACAACGGUUAAUCAUGAGUAAUCGCUGG
Molecule: messenger RNA, 1818 nt
Organism: Euleptes europaea (tarantolino)
Lineage: Eukaryota; Metazoa; Chordata; Lepidosauria; Squamata; Sphaerodactylidae
Gene: CTPS1
Product: CTP synthase 1
Exons: 18
Coding region: 36-1811 (591 amino acids)
Biological process (GO): pyrimidine nucleobase biosynthetic process; CTP biosynthetic process
Cellular component (GO): cytoophidium; cytoplasm
Molecular function (GO): CTP synthase activity; identical protein binding
Source: RefSeq, a predicted model, not a curated record